Messenger RNA from Paraglomus occultum, 420 nucleotides. The record is from the annotation of a GenBank genome assembly. Lineage: Eukaryota; Fungi; Glomeromycota; Glomeromycetes; Paraglomerales; Paraglomeraceae.
AUGUGCUCGAAAAAAGACAGCAGUCUCCCUCCGUCUGCAACCACCACACCACUCGCGUCCCCGUCAAACGCUGUGGAGAUGUUAUUUUUUCAGACCGACGAGUCUAAACCCGACCGUUUACCAAUACCUAUUUUGGAUUCUCAGUCUAUUCUCUCCACGCCAGAUAUUAGAAUGGUCGCCUCGCCACCUGUAUUUUUGCCGUCCAAACUUGCAUGGUGGCCAAGUCCUCCACCGUCACAGCGUCUGCAACAACACCCAUCUCCGCUUCUUUCUCCAAACCAGCCUUCUUUUUCAUCACCAACCACAUCUCCUCCCCCGUCUCCACGUUUAUCUCCUCCCACACAGCGUCAAACAGUUCCUACUUCUACCGAUAAUCAUGUACAUUCGAAUGAAUUUAUGGACUUUUUACUUUUCCAGUAA